UUGGCUGCUGUUUUUUUUUUGGUUUACUUAUAUUUCUAUUUGCUAGAGAAAGAUAAACAGGAAAGGGCUGCUGCUGCUAGAAAAUAUUGGGUUCAUCCCUUAACUGAUCAGCGGCUAAGGAAUGGACAAUUUCAUGUUUUAUAUGGUGAACUUCGGAACUAUCCUGAUAAAUUCUUCAAGUAUUUCAGAAUGUCGAUUGCAAGUUUUGAUGAACUUCUCAGCAUUGUAAAACCAGGACUGUGUCGUGCCCAAAGUUUGAUGAGGGGUUCAAUCUCACCAGAGGAGCGGCUGUGUGUGACACUAAGGUUUUUAGCGACUGGACAGUCAUUUGCUUCUAUGUACUUUCAAUUCCUAAUUGGUCGAAGCACUAUAAGCAUCAUUGUAAGAGAAACAUGUCAGAUUAUUUGGAUUGAGCUGCAAAGAAUUGUCCUGCCGCCCCCAAAUGAAAAUGCUUGGCGUACCAUUGCUGAAGAUUUUUACAAACACACCAAUUUUCCUAAUUGCUUGGGGGCCUUGGAUGGAAAGCACAUCAGAGUUACAAUGCCAUUCAAAAGUGGAUCAAAGUACUUUAAUUACAAAAAUACUUUUCAGUUGUCCUUCUGGCUAGUGUUGAUGCCAAUUAUUGCUUCACUAUCAUUGAUGUGGGAUCCUAUGGAAGCACUGGUGAUGCCAGUGCUUUCCGGCAUUCGGCAUUGGGACGCAGAUUAUCAGAAGGGUCACUUGGUAUACCUCUUCCUAGACCAUUGCCUGGGACCACGGCACCUUCCUUGCCUUAUGUUUUUGUGGGAGAUGAAGCCUUUGGUCUCACAGAAAAUAUAAUGCGGCCUUACCCAGGGUCACAAAGGGCAAUAGAGAAACGUGUUUUUAAUUACCGUUUAUCAAGAGCACGACGUAUGGUAGAGUGUGCUUUCGGCAUUCUCUCAAACAAAUGGCGUGUGUUCCAUACAAGUAUACAAUUGGAACCCCAGUUUGUGGACAUUAUAAUAAAAGCAUGUUGUGUCCUACACAAUUUUGUUCGCCUUAGGGAUGGCUAUCACUUUCAAGACACCCUGACUGAUGAUAUCC
Messenger RNA from Xenopus laevis (African clawed frog), 1065 nucleotides. RefSeq lists its product as uncharacterized. The record is from RefSeq and is a predicted model, not a curated record. The transcript is spliced from 2 exons. NCBI's taxonomy places the organism in Eukaryota, Metazoa, Chordata, Amphibia, Anura, Pipidae. Bases 190 to 819 code for a protein of 209 amino acids.